CUGAGGGAUUCCCACGAGGUUCUAAGACCCGUGUCGAGGCUUUGGGUGGGGCCGAUCUGAAUGCAGCUGGCCUUGCCCAAGCGAGGGGCAAUCUCGGUUUGGCAGGAGAUUAGCCGGUGCUCAGCCCCGGAAAAUAUGCGUUGCCGCUGAGCGCUUUCCCACAAUUACUGUCUAGCCUCAACCCACCCCCAACAGAUAAGCUAAUAACACGCUUGGGGUCAGGGUUGUUUCCUUCCAUUAGGCAGCCAUGCGCGGUGCUGCGUACUGUGGCGAAUUAGCAGGAGCUGGGAACAUCCCACCCCGUCUCUUUAAAUCGAAAUGGCUAACUAUGGGCCUCCAGAAGUUGUUGGAUUACAACUACAAUUAUUCCUGGCCACUGCCUAUGGUGGCUGAGACUGAUGGAAGUUAAACAACAUUUGGAGGGCCACAGGUUCUCCACACCUGGUUUAAAAGUGCCUUUAACUAUACUACAAGAUUCUUUGCUGUUUCUGCCCAGUGCUGUCGUUUCCUCCUCCAGGAUAAUCCAGUUACAUCAUGGCUGCCCCAGAUGAGCUCAGAUUUCAUGAAUUUGAUGAAGCCAUAGAUUUGCUGGCUGAGAAUGCUGAUGCCACCACUCCUAGCAUCAGUGAGCGACAAAGCCACACAACUAUAAACAUGUCCUCCAGCUAUAAUGAGGAACAUGAGCCAGAAGAAGAGGAUGAUAAAACUGAGCUCCUGAGUUUCCAGAAGAAACAAUCCAAUUUCUGGACCUUUGAGUAUUACCAGGCGUUCUUUGAUGUUGACACAGAUCAGGUGCUGCACAGGAUAAAGGGGUCGCUGCUUCCAUUCCCAGGGAAGAACUUUGCAUGGCAUCAUUUGCGGAAUAACCCUGACCUAUAUGGGCCCUUCUGGAUCUGUGCCACCUUGGUAUUCACACUGGCUGUCAGCGGUAACUUGUCCAACUUUCUGGAGAAAAAGGGUAGCUCGUCCUUCCAGUACAGCCCCCAGUUCCACAAAGUGACUAUUGCAGCAAUAGUUAUCUACUGCUAUGCCUGGCUGGUGCCUCUUGCCCUGUGGGGCUAUCUACAGUGGCGGAAAGGAGUCCACGUCAAUGUAGACUCCUACACCUUCCUGGAGACGGUGUGCAUCUAUGGUUAUUCCCUAUUUGUGUACAUUCCCACUGCGGUCCUGUGGCUGAUCCCUAUACCUUGGCUGCAGUGGCUGCUGCUCAUCUUUGCAAUGGGGCUCUCUGGCUCAGCUCUAGUCCUUACCUUCUGGUCAGUUAUCCGCUCAGACACCAAGCUGGCUGCUUGUGCCACAGUGGCUGUCAUUGUUUCUCUCCAUGUCCUCCUGGCUAUUGGUUGCAAGAUGUAUUUCUUCCAGAAACCAACCAACACAUCAUCUCCUCCCACAACAGCAGCCCAAUACAGCAGAAGCACACCCCCUCACCUGACCAUCAUCUCAAACACCCUGCAUAUGUGAAGGGCAGCUGGCUUUGAUCAUGAAUGUCUGGUCUCAGGGAGAGCCCAUGGACAGAGGAGAGUACACACCCGCUUAUGUUAUCCACUCAAGAGGCAGAGAUGGGCCUGCAGUAGUGAAAUGAUUGCAGAAAGGGACAGCACGAAGUGAUGAUCUAUUGUGCCCCUUCUAGUUAAACUUUAAAUUUUGGGGAAAGUUGGAACAUAACAGUCUGGAAACAGUUGAGAAUAUUUAGAUUCUCAGAUGGUGAAUUAGUGUGGAUUUUCAGGAUAGAAUAACAGCUUGUUUGGAGGUAAGCUGUGUGGAUGACAGGAAGGAGGAUCACGUAAGAUUACUUGGAUUUAUUUCAGCCGAUUGUUUUCUAGGCAAAGCUACUUUAAAUAAAACUAUCUGCUUUCUAAGAA
Rhineura floridana is the source of this 1862-nucleotide messenger RNA. It is a transcript of the gene YIPF2, whose product is annotated as Yip1 domain family member 2. The transcript is spliced from 10 exons. Gene Ontology annotation, biological process: vesicle-mediated transport. The coding region runs from base 535 to 1461 and encodes 308 amino acids. The record is from RefSeq and is a predicted model, not a curated record. Gene Ontology annotation, molecular function: small GTPase binding. Gene Ontology annotation, cellular component: Golgi apparatus; membrane. Lineage: Eukaryota; Metazoa; Chordata; Lepidosauria; Squamata; Rhineuridae.